CCGGAAAAUCCCUUCCGAUGUGUAAUUCCACUGCCCUCUCUCUCCUUCUCCUUGCCCUCCUCUGGGCGUCGAGCUCGUCCUUCUCCAUCCCCGACCGCUUCCUCCUCCCCACCCUCACCCCAUCGACGGAGCCUCAAGAAUACUUUGACCCCACCCUCCCCCCCUUUCUACCCCCAACAGAGGUCCCUGCCUGCUCCAUCCCUGUCCUCCAGCACGACUUCGCCAACACCUACGGCCUCCCGCCUGCCACCGGCGUAUUUUCCCCUCCGGCGGCAUGCCCGCCCCCAUGGUCCCGCAUCGUUCUCGACCUCUCCGUGUCCUCCGUCGGCGACCAAUACGAUCGCAUCGCAGCUGUCUGGAUCGAAGGCGUCGAGAUCCUCCGCACCAGCACCGCGGAGCCGACAGAAUCCGGCGUAUUCUGGCGAGUACGCAAGGAUAUCACGCGUUACGCCCCCCUCCUACGCGGCUCUGGAGGCGUGAAUGUUUCGAUGAUGCUUGAGAACAUUGUCAACGAUGUCUACACUGGGAUCUAUAAAGUCAAUGUGUCGGUCGAGUUAUAUCCCGAUUCCGACGAUACCAAUUCGAAGAAGAUGAAGAAGCGCGGUGCUUUUGACCUAGGGUUACCAUCCGAUCUUGACGAAGAAGAGGUAAAGCUGAUUCCUCUAUUUGAUGAUCCUGCGGAUGUUGUAAUUCCCGUUUCAAGAAAGAAUAGCAGUACCGGUUUCUGGUUUCGGAUCCAGAAUCAAUCCGAAGCGCAUUACAGUAGAAUUAUAAUUCCUCGAAAUACCUUCAAAGCUGUUCUUGAAGUCUACGUUUCAUCCCAUUCUAACGAUGAGUUUUGGUACUGGAAUCCUCCUGAUGUAUACAUCAAGGAAAACAACUUGACUACUGAGAGAGGAAACGGCGCUUUCCGUGAGGUUUAUGCCACCAUUGAUGGCCGAUUUGUGGGCACUGUUCUUCCAUUUCCAGUUAUCUUUACAGGUGGGAUCAAUCCUUUGUUCUGGUCACCUGUUGUUGCUAUUGGGGCAUUUGAUCUUCCUUCCUACAAUCUCGAUCUGACGCCAUUUCUGGAGCUACUUCUAGAUGGGAAGGAACAUUCUAUUGGACUGAGAGUUACUGAUGGAAUCUCAUUGUGGCUCAUUGAUGCAAAUCUGCAUCUAUGGUUAGAUACCGAUUCUGAAACAGUGAGCGCGAAGCUUAUUCGAUACGAAGCACCUCCUCUUUCGAUUGUUCGAACCAACAAAUUUCUUCAUUUGAAUGGAACAUUCAAAAUUGACGCUGAGAGGAAAGUUCACUUCUCAGGCUGGGUGAAUUCAUCCGUUGGUAAUCUGACAAGUGAUGUAAAUCAGAAGCUUAAGUUCAAGAGCUCGGUAGAUUAUCAGAAUGAUGGGAACUACAAAGCUGUUCAUUUGAAGACAAAGGUGAAAACAGAGGUGAAGAUCAAGAACAACCAGGAGGUCAUACUCCAAAGAUUUUCUCAAAAGUUCAAAAAUCCUCUUUCGAUCUUGACUGAAACCUUGCCUGGAACCAACAAUACCUAUACUAUGACAACCAAUCUUUCACAUACUCUGCAUGAGGAAGCAGCCAUUUUUAUGCUGGAGAAGAUGAUUGCUUCGAGGAUUCUGGAAGAUAAGCAGGACGCUUCUGGUUGGAUGAAGGUCCAAGAUCAUUCAGUUCUAUCAGGUUCAGCUGGAACAAAACAGUUAUAUAAUUAUAGAGAUAAUGAAAAAUGUUAUAAUCGCAUUUUGAAAACUGAUGAUGGAGUGCUUACAGAUGAUACAAAUAACAAUGUAUGUGCACAUUCCUUCUAGUGAUAUAGAUCAGGUGAUCUCCAUUCUUCUCAUAUAUGUUCUUCAUCUAAUGUUCUAUGUUGUCCUGUUUUUUUCUCCUACUGGAGAAGAAAUUUCUGUUGGGAGAAGUAAUUAUGAUAUUUUAUGCUUGCAGAUGUAAUUUGUAUGAAUCAUUUACCAAGUUUUCUAUGUUGAGAAAUUCCUUUUUCUUUUUUA
Messenger RNA from Dendrobium catenatum, 2006 nucleotides. Its product is annotated as peptide-N4-(N-acetyl-beta-glucosaminyl)asparagine amidase A. Gene Ontology annotation, cellular component: vacuole. NCBI's taxonomy places the organism in Eukaryota, Viridiplantae, Streptophyta, Magnoliopsida, Asparagales, Orchidaceae. The record is from RefSeq and is a predicted model, not a curated record.